Ambispora leptoticha is the source of this 264-nucleotide messenger RNA. Lineage: Eukaryota; Fungi; Glomeromycota; Glomeromycetes; Archaeosporales; Ambisporaceae. The record is from the annotation of a GenBank genome assembly.
AUGGAGGAAUUAAGAAUAGUGACACAUGAAAACAAUCGUCAGCUUGAAAAUAUAGAUUUAAGUGACGCGGAUUCUAAUAACGAAAAAAGCGGAGAUGAAUUGCCAAUAGAAUUUCAAUCGGAUGAAUUCCGUAUCGAAUCGCAAAUUAUCAUGAUUGCGGAAACUUUAGGACCAACUUUGCAUGGUGCUACUCUUGUGAAACUACCUGGUUUAGGGACAACUAUUCAAAUUGGACAACUGGCACUCUCGGGAGUGGACCAAUAA